Suillus subaureus is the source of this 1329-nucleotide messenger RNA. RefSeq lists its product as uncharacterized. The record is from RefSeq and is a predicted model, not a curated record. The transcript is spliced from 7 exons. Lineage: Eukaryota; Fungi; Basidiomycota; Agaricomycetes; Boletales; Suillaceae. The coding region runs from base 1 to 1329 and encodes 442 amino acids.
AUGGCUCAUCGUGGUCCAAAGUCAUGGAUGACCAUAGAGGAGGAAGUAUUCCUCAGAGAACAACUACCUGAAUAUAACAGAUGUUGGCAUCAGAAACUGUAUGGGAAAUUUUGGAUUGACACCUUCCAUCAAUUUUUCAAAAUAUGGCCCAAGUCUACACGUCUACACCAAAACAUCGACCCUGCAGAAGGAGACCUUACCCCUGAUCAAAAGCAGAUUGUUGGUCUGGCCAUCAUCAAACACAAGGAGGUCAUUAAGUGUUGGUUUAGAUGGCAGACAAGUACAGUGCAUCUCGCACAUUCAGGAAACUCCCAUAGUGUACUCAACCUCGAUGACACAUUUGGUGGGGGGGUGGUCUCGGAGGGUGUUGGGCCCCACAGGAAGUUGAAGUGGGGGAUUUCUUCAUGUUGUGAGAAGCUGUCAAAAUGGAAGGAGGUCACUCACAUCAUGUAUGCAACAGAGGAUGAUGCCAUAUGCACUGAAGUUAAGCAAAAGCACACAGAGAUGCUCACAAAGUGGAAAAAUGAUCGAGAGCUGUUCAAAUCAGGGUUCAUCAUGGAAGUUGAUAAUGAUGCGAAAAUACAGGCUUUCGAUGAACUGGGGUCGCAUCUGGAUCAUGUCUUUUGUCAUCUGUCCCACAAGAUGGGGGGACUAAAAUUCACUUGCAUUGCUGGUGGACGCAACCCUAGCACAGGAGAAGUUGUGGUAGUCGAUUUUCACUUGGGAGAAACAGACACAGGCGCAGAAUUCUCAUCCUGUUAUUCUGGGUUCUUGGACGUCCAGGUUGCCUAUGCAGACUUCAUGAAGGAAGCUGUUGCUCAUGACGACAAGAUGUGGUUGUUGGUAAACGAAGAAGGAUUAACACGGGCCCUAACUGUCAGCAAGGAUGUAGACGAGCAGACCUUUGAAGAUGAAGACAUGAAUAUUGGUGAUGAGCAGACCUAUGAAGACAAAGACAGGAACAUUGGUAAUGAUUAUAUACCCCAGGAGCUGCUCCCAUUCAUUCGGGACUUUCCAGCAGGGCUGCAAGGUGUACCUCAUGUUGACCUGGAUACAGGUACUCCAGCAACUGCUGGAGAAUGGUCUGACAUCAACCAACUUCACACCAAAGGUCAUGCGCUCCUUUUGGAGGAGUUAGACGCCUCCCUUGUUCAGAUGGACGAAAUUACAAACACCCUGUCAGUCCUGAAUGUCACUGAUUAUGGUGGUGAUGCCUACUUCUCUCCUCCAUUUGAUAUACCAAAUGAAUACCCUGCUGCUGUGUCUGCUCCUGGCAAUUUUUGGCCUGUACAAGGCCUUGACCUCUAUGAUCUUGAUUAUUUGUUGUGA